AUGCUCAGAGACCAAAUUGUCAUGGGAGUGAACGACCAACGACUACAGCGAAAAUUACUCGAAAUUUCCGACCUCGACUACACCAAAGCAGUGGAUAAGUGCCGCACGCACGAAGCGACAAGCGAGCAAAUGACGAGCAUGAAUAAAACAGUCUCUGUGAAUGCAUUCGAAGAAAGCAGCCACGUGGCCGGUAAGAAACACACACAAAACCGCAAGCAGCACAAAUCCAACAACAACAACACUAAGCAGUACAAAAGUGGCAACAACAGCGGCAGCAGCAAAGCAAAUCGAAGCGACUGUGCGAAUGAAGGAAGAGGACAGCAACAACAACAAACGUACAACACAAACCGUAAUGGUAACACAAGCAACGUUGACAGGUCUGAUAAAAUGAUUGUAAAUUCCGUUUCAGCAUAUGAAUCAAAUUGUGAAAUUAGUGAUAAUGAAGAAUUUUUAAUUUCAUCAAUUGAAAAGGUUUACGCCAUUGAAGAUGAUGACGAUGAAGUGAGCUAUCCGUGGAUUGAGAAGAUAUGGAUUGGAGGACAAUUGGUUGCAUUUAAAAUUGACACCGGUGCCCAAGUCAAUGUGAUUCCACUGAGUGUGUUCCUUCAGUUGAGAACGGAGAUCGAAUUGCAUCGAACGAAUGUCAAAUUACGAGCCUUCAGCGGGGAAAAAUUGAAACCAGUCGAUCAAGUUAGCCUUGACAAAGAGUCUGUGUUGAAAAGUUAUCCUGAUUUGUUUAAAGGCCUCGGAUGUUUCAAUAGCGAAUACAAAAUCAGCGUUGACAAAAAUGCAACACCAAUCGCUCACGCACCGCGUAGAGUACCAUUGGCAAUUAGACACAGAUUAAAAAUGAAAUUAGAUGAAUUAGUUGCGAAUAAAAUAAUCGAAAAGGCUACCGGUUAUUGUGAAUGGGUGAAUCAUUUAGUCACCGUUGAGAAAAAAGACGCUGAAAAAUCACUGCGAUUAUGCAUCGAUCCAGGUGAAUUAAAUAAAAGUAUUUUCAAUGAACACGCAUUUAUUCCAACUUUUGAAGAUGUGUCAUCACAAUUAAAUGGCAUGAAAUAUUUCACAGUAUUAGACCUGAAAGAUGGUUACUGGCACGUUAAAUUAGAUGAAGAAUCGAAAAAACUUUGCACUUUCGCAACUCCCUAUGGAAAUUACAGAUUCUUAAGAUUGCCAUUUGGGAUAAAAACCGCUCCUGGCGUGUUUCAACAAUUGAAUUUUGAGAACUUUGGAGACAUUGAAAAUGUAAUGAUUUAUUUUGAUGAUAUUUUAAUAGUGGGUCGCACACGAAAAGAGCACGAUGAAGUAUUGAAAAAGGUUUUGGACCGCGCAAGAGAAAAAAAUGUACGCUUCAACAUAAACAAAGCACAAAUUGCAUUAGAAGAAGUGAAAUAUUUAGGUCACAUUUUUUCAUAUAAUCAAAUCAAGCCUGAUCCAGAACGUCUUUUAGCUAUUGCUGAAAUGACACGACCAAAGAACAAAAAUGAUUUACAAACAUUUCUUGGAGUUGUGAAUUUCAUGACUCCGUUCAUACCUAAUUUGUCAGAUCGAACGGCUCCGUUGCGUGAAUUGAUAAAGAAAAAUGUUCUUUUCCUUUGGACAGAGUUACAUGACAAAGUGUUCGAUGAGAUCAAAAAAUGCAUUCUUAAUUCGGAAAUUCUCGUGCCUUUCGACAUUUCAAAAGAGUUAAUUAUUCAAUGUGAUGCGUCACAGGGUGGCUUAGGAUGUGGUUUGAUUCAAGAUGGCAAACCAAUUUCGUUUGCGUCACGCAGCCUAACCGCUUCUGAAAGAAAUUACUCUCAAAUUGAAAAAGAAAUGUUGUCAAUUAUUUUCGCCUGCCAAAAGUUUCAUUUCUACACUUACGGCAGAACAGUGCGAAUUGUCAACGACCACAAGCCCCUUCUUGGAAUCAUGAAUAAAGAAAUACACAAAAUAGCGUCAGCAAAACUACAGAGAAUGAGACUUAAAUUACUCAAUUAUGACAUAAUUCUUGAACAUGCACCUGGCAAAACGAUAGUUUUAGCGGAUUAUCUAUCGAGAUACAUGAGCAAAAGUGAAAAGGUUUCGGAAGAUCAAUCAAUUACUGAGUCGAUCUUGUCGAUUAACGUGACAGACGCGCGUAAAAUCGAAUUACAGCAAGAGACGAACAAUGAUGAAAUUUUAAAGCAAAUCAAGGAAUAUUGCAAAUUCGGAUGGCCAAAUAAUAAAGACAAAUGCGAUCCAUCCACGAGAUAUUUUUAUAGACUCAGGUCCGACAUAUUGCUCGAAGACGAAAUCCUGUUCUAUAAACAACGAAUAAUCAUUCCAAAAUCCAUGAGAAAAGAAAUUUUGCACCAAUUGCAUAAGCCGCACUUCGGCAUAAACAAAACGCUCAAACGUGCCCAAAAUUCAGUAUUCUGGCCAAACAUUUCCAAUGAAAUAGAGCAAACAGUUUCAAAUUGCAUUAUUUGUCAAGAGAAUGCGCCGAAAAUUCAAAAAGAGCCGCUCUUGCCACAUGACAUUCCGAAUGAACCGUUCAAGAAAAUUGCAUGCGACAUUUUAGAUUUUAAAUCAAAGAGUUUUCUUGUCGUAGUUGACUUCUAUUCGAAGUGGAUAGAAUUAGUUAAAUUGAAAGGCAAAACUGCUCAUCAUGUAAAUACAGAAUUAUUAAGGCUAUUCGCUACAUUUGGUUACCCACAUAUAAUAAUUGCAGAUAAUAUGCCAAUGGGUUCUUAUGAAACCAAACAAUUCGCAAAAAAGCAUGAUAUUGAAAUCAUUACAAGCAGCCCUAAUUUCCCACAGUCAAACGGAAUGGCUGAAAAAGCGGUCGGUAUUUGUAAAAAUAUUUUAAGGAAGUCAGAGAAUGAAGAAGAUAUUCUCAGAGCAUUGCUCGCAUACCGCACCACACCAACCAAAAACAUGUCAUAUUCGCCAGCUCAGCUAAUUCAAAAUCGAAAUUUGAGAACUGAAUUGCCAAUGCACAUCGAUAAAUUUCGACCCGAAUUAUGCAUUGACGUCGAAAAACAACAACAAGCAAAGCAAAAGAUCUCUUAG
Molecule: messenger RNA, 3036 nt
Organism: Sitodiplosis mosellana (orange wheat blossom midge)
Lineage: Eukaryota; Metazoa; Arthropoda; Insecta; Diptera; Cecidomyiidae
Exons: 4
Coding region: 1-3036 (1011 amino acids)
Biological process (GO): DNA integration
Molecular function (GO): nucleic acid binding
Source: RefSeq, a predicted model, not a curated record